ACGGGGUCCCGUCCCGAUCUGCCGGCUCCGAGCAACCUCUGCCGCCUGCUGCAGACCGGAAUGGGCGCGGUUUGAUGUCGCCGUCUGCCCUGCGUGGUUUGUCGCCAUGGCCGAUACAAUCUUUGGCAACGGGAACGACCAGUGGGUCUGCCCCAAUGACAGGCAGCUAGCGUUGCGGGCCAAGCUUCAGACCGGCUGGUCGGUACACACGUUCCAAAGCAGCCGGCAGAGGAAGACGCAGGCGCUGAACGCCAAGGAGAUGGAGGUCAUCCUCGAAGUCGUCCGCCGGGCGGAGAAACUGGACGUUGUCGAACAGCAGAGGAUUGGGCGCCUGGUGGAGCGGCUGGAGAACAUGCGGAAGAAUGUGAUGGGCAACGGAUUAUCUCAGUGCCUGCUCUGCGGGGAGGCUCUGGGGCUGCUGGGGAGCACGGCGGUCUUUUGCCAAGACUGCAAAAAGAAAGUCUGCACCAAAUGUGGGAUUGAAACCCUGAGCGCCCAGAAGCGGCCCAUCUGGUUCUGCAAGAUUUGCAGUGAGCAGAGAGAGGUUUGGAAGCGGUCCGGCGCCUGGUUCUACAAGGGCCUCCCCAAGUACAUCUUGCCUUUGAAAAGCGGCAGCAGCAAAGCCUGCGAUCAGCCCCUGAGGCCUCGUCACCUGGAGCCGCCAGCGAUGGACGCGAAGGGGGUCUCCCCCCGUCAUUCCUUCACCUGGGCCAGAGGAAGAGUGGUCUCUAGUGAUAGUGACAGCGACUCUGAGUUCAGCUCGUCGAGUCUGGAUGACCGGUCCUUGCUCGCAGGAUCUAAGGGUUUCAAGAUCAGACAACACCGAGCGGAAUCUGUGUCCAGCAGCGAAGUGGCCCGGACCCCCACCAGGACCCCCAGCCGCGCCUUGGGGAGCAUCUUGUCGGAAAGCCAGAGCAGCCUCUGCAGCGAGAGGGGAGGAGCCUUGAGCGCUACGGAGAGCUGCCACAGCGACCUCCCGGCUGAAGACGAAGACAGCGAUGCCGGCCGCGGCGUCUCUGGGAAAAGACGCCUUCUGUCAAGCCCGCGGCGUUGAUGGGGGUCCCAGCUCCUCCCUGAGAGGUUUCCUCUAAACCGAUCCGCUGUGCAGAAGCCGGGCUGGACUGUGUGACCCGGGACUUUUGGGGCGGGUGGGGAACCAAAGACGCACGCCAGCCUUACUGACCUGAGCUUGCCACUGUGCAGAUGGCGAUGU
This is a messenger RNA of Lacerta agilis (Sand lizard), 1213 nucleotides long. RefSeq names its product rabphilin 3A like (without C2 domains) (gene RPH3AL). The record is from RefSeq and is a predicted model, not a curated record. Lineage: Eukaryota; Metazoa; Chordata; Lepidosauria; Squamata; Lacertidae. Gene Ontology annotation, molecular function: small GTPase binding. Gene Ontology annotation, biological process: intracellular protein transport. The transcript has 9 exons. Bases 107 to 1054 code for a protein of 315 amino acids.